AUGCAGAUAAAUUCGGAUCUAUUGCUGUUUGAUAUAAGAAGAUGGUGCACUCCUCCUCAGCUCAGCAUGUUCAAUCUUAUGAGCAACUGCUGCAACUGGGUCUCCAAACUUCAACAACCAACGAGGGACAUUACAGUUCUGGUGGUUGGGCUUGACAAGGCUGGUAAGACUUCUUGUAUCAGAGGAAUGUUGAGAGCACCAUUUGGAGAGGUGGGUCCUACUCAUGGAUGCGUCCACAAUGAGUUGCUGAUUGAAAACUUUCUGGUAAACCUGCUGGACGUGAGUGGAAGUCCUGAAGCUCGGGCAGGCUGGAGAGAAUAUUAUAGCGAGGCCCAUGGAAUAAUCUUUGUGGUGGACUCCAGUGACAGACACAGAAUAAAAGAGGUCAAAGACCUUCUGACAGACAUGCUAAGACAGCCUAGAGUUGCUGGAAAACCCCUGUUGAUAAUGGCCAAUAAACAGGACAAGAUGAAUGCCUUGCUGGGAAGUGAACUGAUAGAGGUUCUGUCCCUGGAGAAGCUGGUCAAUCAGAGCCAGAGUCUGUGCCAUAUUGAACCGUGCUCUGCCUUAAUGGAUUCACGUCGAUGGUCAGACAGGAAAACUCUGCGAGGUCUUAGGUGGCUCCUGAGGGCUGUGUGCCUCGACUACUCGAAACUCUGUGCCCGUGUAGUCAGGGACAGUAGAAGGCCACCGGGAACAAAAGAGAGGGAAAGAAAUGGAAAAACAGAAAAGACACAGAAGAAAAAUAAAGCUGAAAGAACAAAAGCCAGUAAACCAGAAAUCUGCCAAGUACCACACCCUCAGCAGAAAGAACAAAAAACUGGAAGGUCCCUCCAACCAAUCAGAGAUAUUCUUAAAAAGGAGAACUCCUUUCAAAAGAAAAUGAAGAAAAAGAAAUUAAAUGUAAAAAUUAAAAGGAAAAGUGUGAAAAAAGGCAGCAAGACUAAUGAUGGAGGAAAAGAGCCUGUAGAAGAGGAGGUGGAAGGAAACGAGGUGGAGCAGGACCAUAACUGUCUAAAGGAAAAGGCCAACAGUGCCCUGUUGCCACAGAAAUCCUUAAAGAUAAAACCCAAAGCAAAGGUGAAGGUGGAGACUUUGGAUCAUCCAGAAUCCUCAGAGAAAGAUACAUCGAAUACAACAAACGCAAAAGGAGAAAAGAAGAAAAAGAAAAAGGUGCUUAAAGGAAAACGGAAAAAUAGGAUAAACACAGAAGAAAUGCCUGCAGCAUAUAGACAGCCUGCUGACCUGUCUGCCACUUUUGACCUUUACAGAAAAGCAAUUCUGGCCCUAAAAGCCAGACAGGAUCAAAGCUUGGUGCCAGAGCAGUAAGAAGACUAAAAAUAGAAAGACCAUACAAGGACGUCUGUAACACGUACGAACUGAAAGCACAACAGAAACAUCGAGCUGAAGUCUACAGGAGUCUAACAAUGGAGAAAUGUACAGUGUUUCACUAUAGACGUUUAAAUGAAUUCCAGUUUAAAUUCAAUGUUGUUUGUGAUAUCCUGGAUAAU
Messenger RNA from Trichomycterus rosablanca, 1511 nucleotides. RefSeq names its product ADP-ribosylation factor-like 13A (gene arl13a). Gene Ontology annotation, biological process: non-motile cilium assembly; receptor localization to non-motile cilium. The transcript is spliced from 10 exons. The record is from RefSeq and is a predicted model, not a curated record. Gene Ontology annotation, cellular component: ciliary membrane; motile cilium; non-motile cilium. Bases 1 to 1329 code for a protein of 442 amino acids. Gene Ontology annotation, molecular function: GTP binding; GTPase activity. Lineage: Eukaryota; Metazoa; Chordata; Actinopteri; Siluriformes; Trichomycteridae.